This is a messenger RNA of Equus quagga, 4768 nucleotides long. RefSeq names its product Wnt family member 16 (gene WNT16). Gene Ontology annotation, molecular function: frizzled binding; cytokine activity. Gene Ontology annotation, biological process: cell fate commitment; neuron differentiation; multicellular organism development. Bases 152 to 1369 code for a protein of 405 amino acids. Gene Ontology annotation, cellular component: extracellular region. The record is from RefSeq and is a predicted model, not a curated record. NCBI's taxonomy places the organism in Eukaryota, Metazoa, Chordata, Mammalia, Perissodactyla, Equidae. The transcript has 4 exons.
UUGGAAUGCGAGGGACGCUCCCGCAUCUCCUGCACACCUCCAACUGCGUGCAGGAGGAGGGCCCCAAGCUACUUUCUCCACCUCCUCACACUGCUCCCUGCAAGCCAGAAGGAGGCUGCUGAGAGUCCCUAUCACUCCUGGCCGCCUUUUUAUGUUGUCUGCAGGGGGAAAGAAGGCGAGGGACAACUUGGUGCUGGGAACUGACCUCUGGCCUGGCGGGCUUCUGGGAGGGGAGAGCAGAAGAGGAGUGACUGGGGCUGGGGGACUCCAUGCGGGGGCCAUGGACAGAGCGGCGCUCCUGGGACUGUCCCGCCUUUGCGCGCUGUGGGCAGCCCUGCUCGCGCUGUUCCCAUGCGGAGCCCAAGGAAACUGGAUGUGGUUGGGCAUCGCCUCCUUUGGGGUUCCGGAGAAACUGGGCUGCGCCAACUUGCCGCUGAACAGCCGCCAGAAGGAGCUGUGCAAGAGGAAACCGUACCUGCUGCCGAGCAUCCGAGAGGGCGCCCGGCUGGGCAUUCAGGAGUGCAGGAACCAGUUCAGACACGAGAGGUGGAACUGCCGGGUUGCCGCCACCGCCCCGCCGGGCACCAGCCCCAUCUUUGGCUAUGAGCUGACCAGCGGCACCAAGGAAACAGCAUUUAUUUAUGCUGUGAUGGCUGCAGGCCUGGUGCAUUCUGUGACCAGGUCAUGCAGUGCAGGCAACAUGACGGAGUGUUCCUGUGAUACCACCUUGCAGAACGGCGGCUCAGCCAGUGAAGGCUGGCACUGGGGGGGCUGCUCUGAUGAUGUGCAAUAUGGCAUGUGGUUCAGCAGAAAGUUCCUAGAUGUCCCCAACAAAAACACCACGGGAAAAGAAAGCAAAAUACUGUUAGCAAUGAACCUACAUAACAAUGAAGCUGGAAGGCAGGCUGUCGCCAAGUUGAUGUCAGUAGACUGCCGCUGCCACGGAGUUUCCGGUUCCUGUGCUGUGAAAACAUGCUGGAAAACCAUGUCUUCUUUUGAAAAGAUUGGCCAUUUGUUGAAGGAUAAAUAUGAAAACAGUGUGCAAAUCUCAGACAAAAUAAAGAGGAAAAUGCGCAGGAGAGAAAAAGAUCAGAGGAAAAUACCCAUCCACAAGGAGGAUCUGCUCUACAUUAAUAAGUCUCCCAAUUACUGUGUAGAGGAUAAGAAACUAGGGAUCCCAGGGACACAAGGCAGAGAAUGCAACCGUACGUCGGAGGGUGCAGAUGGCUGCAACCUCCUCUGCUGUGGCCGAGGCUACAACACCCACGUGGUCAGGCAUGUGGAGAGGUGUGAGUGCAAGUUUAUCUGGUGUUGCUAUGUCCGCUGCAGGAGGUGUGAAAGCAUGACUGACGUCCACACUUGCAAGUAACCACUGCAUCCAGCCUUGGGCAACACUCCUUGGUGACAUACAGCGGGGUUGCCAUCCAGAGGAUGCCUCUCCUGUGCACUCCUGUGUCGGAAUUCUCCAAUCCUUGGGCCACUCUCAGAGUUCUGUUUACCUGGUCGAUGUCCAGUCACACACUGAGCAUGUGGAUUUCUUGGGAUUCUAAAGUUGAAAAGAUCUGGGUUCAUCUUUUGGUGGUUUGGAGAAAAUAUAUUGACAUACAAGAAAGAUGAUUUGUCUUAGUUUAAGGAAGAAAGGAUAGGAAAGAGCCUUCAUGCCAGAAACCUGGUCCAUAGUCAGGAUAAGAGCCUUGAGUAUGGAGCUCAGCUAUGGAACUCAUGGGUGAAUAUAGUCAUUUUUAAAAGACACUUCUUAUAGCAGCAAGGAGCAGUAAACAUGAAUCUCAUUUAUUCUUUUAGCAUUUUAUAUGAAGAAAUCAUACUGUUAGUGCAUAGAAACAGAAGGUGUUGAAAAGGUAACGGAAGUGGUGGGUGCUUAUUUACCCUUUCAUGCAUUUCAAAAAAAGGCAAUUAAAAAGAAUCUUCUUAAGUGAUACGAUAUCCCUAAAAAUGUUUGUUAGAGAUCUUUGGUGACGAAAGGAAAGAAUCAAAAUGUAAAAAGUAAAACGUAUGAUUUAGAUUUUAAGUGGCUUUUAACUGUGAGAAUUUAUCUAGAAAAAAUAUCAGUAAGGUAUAUAGCAAUCUUUGAUCUUUGGCUUCGUACUUUAAUCAUAGACCAGUUUCUACUAUUAAAGGCCCAGCUCUGAAAUACUGGGUGAAGAAGGGAUCCUGGAAACGUGGGAAAAUUAGAGAUAAAAAUAUAAAGGGCUCUCAUACAUUGUAAGGAAAAGCACCCUUUAAAGGUGUAAAGACAGUAUUUUGUACAAUAUUUUGCUAAAAAAUUUUUAUAUUUUGUAAAUACAGUAUUUAAGUUAUAUGAUAUAUAUAAAAACUUAAGACAUUUAUUGCCAAAGCUCAAGAGCUAAGACAAUAAUUUUCUCAGAAAUAAUCUUAGCUUGUUUCUUUUCAUACUAUUAUCUCUUUUUUUAUACAUUGAAAAAGAAGUUAAUUGAGCAGUUAGUUAUAUGGAUGUGUAUUUCUCGCCAAAAUGACAGUUUUAUAUGUUAUAGAUUUAAAUAUGCUACAAAAUAUUGAGAACUGUGUUAUUUCAGCAGUCAGAUUAGUUGAAUUCUGUUUUUAAUUAGUUAUGUUUAACUUGUAAGGUUAUUAUAAUAAACUAUACAGUAAAAGUCUUAACUGGGAAAAAGAAUCUAAAUCAGAAUAAUGAUCAAUUUGUGGAUUUGAUAUCCUGGCUAUUUAUUGUAUUAUACGUAAUGCUGCAUUUCCAUGUGAAUGUUGAAUGGUCUCUCUUGCUUUAGUAUUCAUGCAUGUAUCUUCAUCAUAUUUUACAAAGUUCCUGGUGAAAAUUACAAGGCUAUAUUUAAGGUUGUAUUUUAAUGUAAAUGCUUAUGUUUUUUAUGAAUUGUUAAAUAUUUCAGUAUUACAUAGAAAAAAUAGAUUUUCUAAGUUCAGAAUGGACAAAGAAAGAAUAUCCUUUUUCUUAUAAGAAGCUAAAGAAAUGUUCCCCUGACCACCAGGUCUCAUUUUAUUUCCUUUCAAUUUUAUUUACGAAGGUAGAGUGAUAAUUUGUGAAAAAGAGCAAACCCGUGGAAAAUGUCUCCGGCCUAAUACUAAAAUUAAAGCUGAACAUUUACCCGUGAUCCUUAAAGUUUAAAAACAUUAUUAUUUACUGAAUGAGAGACUCAGAAAUGACAAAUGAACAAAUAUAGUACCUAUUUAAAAGAGUGGUUUACCUUUCUUUUGCAUCCACUGAUUAGAAUAACCUGAAAAAUAGACAUUUUAGUGGCUUUUUUUCCAGAGUAAAUCUAUUUUAUCUGCAUUGACAAUAAGCACUCUUUUUUAAAAGAUGUAGACUGUAGUUCCCACUAACGACGAGUUUCUUCUGUUAACCGGAAAACUUUUUAUAAUUACCUUACCAACCGAUUGUGAGAAUCAGACAGUCUCUAAUUCACAAAUACCCAAUUACUCUUCAGCCAUUGGUUAAAAACGUUGAUGCCAACUCAGGCUCUCCUCUGGCUUGCCUGAGCAGGAACUCCUAACUCCCAAGCUGUGUCUUUGGGUUCUUCUUCUCCUUCUCCUCUGUGGCAUCACCAUGGUAGCCAUCCUUGAAUUUCUCACCUACCUGUUUCACUGGCUGACAACCUGGCUUUAGCCCAUUUCCUUCCCACUCCCCAUCAUGGUAGAUGUAGCCCAUGGUGCUCCUGGGAAUACAAGUUCUGGAGCCCAAAUAUCCCUAUCCAGGCUAGGCUAUUUUGCCUGUGUUGUUUAGGGCUCUUUAUGUUGCAAAUAACAAAAAAUGCAAUCCAGGCUGACAAACUUUAAAGGAAAUGUAUUGACUCAAUACUUGAAAAGUCCAGAGUUGUGACUGGUUCAGGGGAAGCUUGAUCCAAAAGCUCACACUAUGUUCCCAGAGCUCAGGUCUCUCCAUAUCCAGCCUAAAGAGGUUGGCUUCUGUGGUGGUGUCUUCUGCUUCAGGCUCCACACGGCACUAUGCCACCACCUCCCCCCAAGCCCCCACCCCCAGCAGCUCCAGGCUCUCUGCUUUUCUUAGCAACAUGGCUGCCACCCUUCCCUACCAGACCUCACAUUCUCCUACCACACCUCACAUUCUCCUACCACUCAUUCUAAGGAAACAGAGAGGGGUACUGUUUUGAGUUGCUCACACAAGGGAGAGGGAAAAUUUUUCUUUCUCAGAAUUCCCAGCAAAGGUCAUCAUUGGCUCUGAUUGGUUAGUGUGCCCCCCAAUCAGAAUGGCCAUUGGAGGUUGGGGUGGGCUGAUAAAUACACUGAUCUUAAGGCAAUCAAGACCCAUGUGGGAACUGACAGUGGGGUUCAUUCCAACUAAACCCAGGUAGCUUGAGAAUAGGAAAGAGGUGAGUCCAUAGAGAAAAAUCAGGGUGUUAUGUUACCAUUAAAAGGUACCCUAUGCUGGGCAGCACAGACAGUGGAUGCCCUCAAUUCUAGUGAUGUGUUUAGGAAACAGCUUUCUGGUAUCACAUGGGUCAGGCUCAGAUCCAGACAAAGCACUGUGGCUACAAAGUUCCUUGAUUUGUUUAAAUGCCCUUGAUGAUGUUAAAAGGGGAUGGGAGGUACUUCAGUAUAUUCUUUUUCAACUUAGGAGCUCAUCCUUUUUGUAAAUUCGGAACUGCCUAAUACAGGCAAUGAUGAUUGUCUUGAAAUAAAAUCAAGAAAAACAUAUCAAAUGGCAUUAUCUGUAAGCUCUAGAUAAGGAAGUUGGCUAAUUAAAGUAUUUCUCUGAUAGUAGGACUUUACAGAAAAUUAAAAACACUUUCAUUUUUUUGAA